CAACAACUACGGGGGCAGAUGAUGGUAGUUGUGCAAGAGGAGCGUCGACAUUAUCUCCCGCACAGCAUGGUCAAUUUCUCAUGUUGAAUGAGGAGACGGGCGACUUGGUUUGGGCACAGCAAGAGCAAGUGUUGCUUGGCGGAAAAAAGUCUUCAGGAGUCGGCCCUUCGACCUCAUCCUCUGGAGCGGUGGCGUCGGCAAGUUCGUUGUUCAUACCUGGAAGUAGAACUGGUUACACCCAGCUUUACAACCAGUCUUUUCACCAGCUCACCAUGUCCCCUGCAAGCCUGGGAAAAAGCGCAACGUGCAGGAUCCACCGGGGCUCACCGGCGAUCGCGAGCGUGGCGCUCGACUUUCUUCAGGAAGAUCGCGUGUUCGUCAGCUGCCGGGACUUUUUCGAGAGCGUUACCAACGUUGGGGGGAGGGCGGCAAGGUAUCUGCCGAACUUACUCGUCGGGUUUGCGCCCUUUUUCGACCAGUAUUUGGCAAAGGUGGCUGCAGUGGUGAGCGGCCGGGGAGACGAGCUUCUGGUGCGAGAGGAGGAGUAUAAAAAUACGGAGAGGCAUGGUGUUGAUGCUCUUAUUUUUCCAUCAGAAUCAGCCGCGGGACUACGAGUCGGCUCAACUCCCGCUCCGGACCACGGGGAUAAGUCGCGUCACAAAGCAGAUGAACUCAUCAAGGGGACACAAAAUAAUGAUAAUCACGCAGGAGCAGCUUUGGCGGAUAAUGACCUUGUUCCCUUUUUAGGAACAGUCAAUGUACCGUCGCCAGGAACAAUUGUGGGACUCGCACCAACACCAGACUUUUGUCCCAUCGCGGUCCAACCCGCAGGACAUGCGUGGCUUGGGACGACCGUAUGCAUUGCAAAAGCAUCCUCGUACUAGUAGCUAGAAAUCGCAUUACAAAUUUCGCCAGCAUGAGAAAUGGAAUUUAUCAUGCUGUUUUGCCUUGGGAUGGAGAUUUGUAAUGCAUCACUGCGAUUGCUACGAGUAUGAUAAUUUUGCACAUGAUAAACCGCGCAAGUCGACAAGUUACGCGAGGUUCUUCUCAGUCUCCUCACGAUGGACCGCGACCUGUUUCCCGGCUUUCUCUCCACGCAGCCCUACAACGAGACGCUGCGCGGGUUGGCGCGGUACCUGGGCCGGGCUUUUCGGCCGGAGGAUAAGUGGCGCUGGAAGCGAGGAAGGCAGAAUCGUGUGGAAAACGAGCCGACACGGAGAAGAAGGAAGCUGUUGCUCCGCACCCG
Amoebophrya sp. A120 is the source of this 1246-nucleotide messenger RNA. The record is from the annotation of a GenBank genome assembly. NCBI's taxonomy places the organism in Eukaryota, Dinophyceae, Syndiniales, Amoebophryaceae.